This is a messenger RNA of Paralichthys olivaceus (Japanese flounder), 642 nucleotides long. The record is from RefSeq and is a predicted model, not a curated record. NCBI's taxonomy places the organism in Eukaryota, Metazoa, Chordata, Actinopteri, Pleuronectiformes, Paralichthyidae.
AGCUUCAUGUCUGACUUCGACAUCAUGCUUGCUCGGAGGAAAGCCAUGAACAGCAAGAAGCGAAGACACCGUGACGGAGGGACGUUCAUCAGUGACGCCGACGACGUGGUCAGCGCCAUGAUCUCCAAGAUGAACGAGGCUGCGGAGGAGGAUCGAACUCUGAACAGUCAGAAGAAACCGGCGCUGAAGAAACUCACGCUGCUGCCGCAGGUCGUCAUGCACCUGAAGAAACAGGACUUGAAGGAGACGUUCAUCGACAGCGGGGUGAUGUCGGCGAUUAAAGAGUGGAUCAGUCCUCUUCCGGACAAGUCGCUGCCCGCUCUCAGGAUCAGAGAGGAGCUGCUGAGGAUCCUGCAGGAGCUGCCCAGCGUCAGUCAUGAGACUCUGAAGCACAGCGGCAUCGGCCGGUCCGUCAUGUUUCUGUACAAACACCCCAAAGAGUCUCGAUCCAACAAAGACCUGGCUCUCAAACUCAUCAAUGAGUGGUCGAGGCCGAUCUUUGGUUUGACGUCUAACUACAAGGGAAUGACGAGAGAGGAGCGGCAACAGAGAGAUCUGGCUCAGCAGAUGCCUCAGAGACGACGACUCAGGUACAGACAAGUUUCAUCCGGACGCGUUAACAACUGACACAACCACUCAGGU